Molecule: messenger RNA, 868 nt
Organism: Vicia villosa (hairy vetch)
Lineage: Eukaryota; Viridiplantae; Streptophyta; Magnoliopsida; Fabales; Fabaceae
Product: bet1-like protein At1g29060
Exons: 4
Coding region: 194-598 (134 amino acids)
Source: RefSeq, a predicted model, not a curated record
CUAUCGCUUUGUUUAAAAUAAAAUAAAAAUCACGAAUUUUAUUUUUCAUUCUUGUUGCUUCCGGUAAGGAAAACUAAAAACCGAAACAGAGGCAAUUCAUUUCGCUAUAACCGAAUUCAAUCAACUUCUUGGAUCAAGAAUUCGAUUUCGCUUUUCUUCUCGCAAAGAGAACCAACCUCAAUCUUCCAUUUCAAUGUCGUCGAAUUCGUUCCGAGGUGGAUCCUUUUACGGCGAUGCUGAUCCUUACCGAUCAAGAGAGGGACUCACCACCAGAACCGCCGCUGCUCCCUCCGAUGAAAUUCAGUUGCGUAUUGAUCCUGUCAUGGAAUUCGAUGAUGAAAUCUCCGGUCUUCGUGGUCAAGUUCGAAAAUUGAGAAAUGUUGCUGAAGAGAUAGGUACAGAAGUCAAGACUCAUAAAGAUUUUCUCGAACAGAUGCAAAUGACAAUGGCAAAAGCUCAAGCUGGGGUGAAGAAUAACUUAAGAAGAUUGAACAAGAGCAUCGUGCGCAAUGGUGCAAAUCAUAUUGUUCAUGUGAUCGCUUUUGCAUUGAUCUGUUUCUUGAUUGUAUAUCUUUGGUCAAAGAUGUCCAGAAAAUAAGGCUUCUCAGGGGUCUACUCCUCCAGCGUUGUAGUUGAAAAGAUUCCAUCCAAGUCCUUCUUUCAAUGACUCACUGAUGCCUAACUUUGUUGUAUAGAGAACCUUUGUGAUACAGUACUUUCAGUGUAACAUACUAACAUUUCAUGGAUUCGAAGUAGGUUUUUGUGUGAAGAAAAAAAGAUAAUAUGGUGUUUAGCAGUUUGUAUGUCACAUUUCCAUUUGGUAAAAUUACCAUCAUUCAGAAAGAGAAGAAAGAUUUUUUUUAAUAUA